AUGAUAAGAAACUCUUAUCAAUUGGCAGUUUCACAUGGAAAGUUUCCACAUGUUAAAGAUCCUAUUAAUAGUAUCAAAUUGAUUAAUAAUAAGCCAUCAUUUAUAAAUCAAAUACGUUAUGCCUCUGGAAUAUCGAAAGAAGAAGAAACAUUUGCAAGGAUUCAAGAGAAACGAGAAAAGGCAUUAUUAGGUGGUGGCUUAGAUAGGAUUGAAAAUCAACAUAAACAUCACAAAUUAACAGCUAGAGAACGCAUAAAUUUACUCUUGGAUCCUGGUACCUUUAGUGAAUAUGAUACAUUUGUUGAACAUGAUUGUACAGAUUUUGGAAUGGAAAAGAAUAAAGUGAUUGGUGAUGGUGUUGUAACUGGACAUGGAACCAUAAAUGGUCGUCAAGUUUUUGUUUUUUCUCAAGAUUUCACAGCAUUUGGUGGCAGUUUGUCAAAAAUGCAUGCUCAAAAAAUUUGUAAAAUUAUGGACAAAGCUGUUUUAGUAGGUGCACCAAUCAUUGGAUUGAAUGAUUCUGGUGGUGCACGUAUUCAAGAAGGUGUUGAUUCACUUGCUGGCUAUGCUGAAAUUUUUCAAAGAAAUGUUCUUUCAUCUGGUGUUGUGCCUCAAAUAUCUUUAAUAAUGGGUCCAUGUGCAGGUGGAGCUGUAUAUUCACCUGCCCUUACUGAUUUCACGUUCAUGGUACGUGAUACUUCAUAUUUAUUUGUUACCGGACCUGAUGUUGUCAAAGCUGUUACCAAUGAAGAUGUUACAAGAGAAGAACUUGGUGGAGCAAAGGUACAUACAGCAACAUCAGGUGUUGCACAUGAUGCAUUUGAUAAUGAUAUUGAAGCUUUACAAAGGAUUCGAGAUUUUUUUGAUUACCUACCACUUUCAAAUCGUGAACAAGCACCAACCAGAUAUACUGAUGACUCAGCACAUCGAGAAGAUCUAUCACUUAAUCAUAUAAUUCCAGUUGACUCUUCAAAAGCAUAUGAUGUGAGAGAUGUUAUCACACGUAUUGUAGAUGAUGAGAUUUUUUUUGAAAUUAUGCCAAAUUAUGCCAAGAAUAUUGUGGUAGGAUUUGCUAGAAUGAAUGGUCAGACAGUUUCAAUAGUUGGUAAUCAACCAUUGGUUUCAUCAGGAGUUCUCGAUAUCAAUUCAUCAGUUAAAGGUGCAAGAUUUGUAAGGUUUUGUGAUGCUUUCAAUAUCCCAAUCAUCACACUUGUUGACGUUCCUGGUUUUCUUCCUGGAACAGCACAAGAGCAUAAUGGUAUUAUUAGGCAUGGAGCUAAAUUACUUUAUGCUUAUGCUGAGGCUACAGUUCCUAAAAUUACAAUUAUUACUAGAAAAGCAUAUGGAGGUGCUUAUGAUGUUAUGUCUAGUAAGCAUCUUCGUGGAGACAUGAAUUAUGCAUGGCCAACUGGUGAAAUUGCAGUCAUGGGAGCAAAGGGGGCAGUAGAAAUCAUUUUUCGUAACGAGAAAGAUAAAACUCAUGCUGAAAAGGAAUAUAUCGGUAUGUAA
Messenger RNA from Entrophospora candida, 1509 nucleotides. Lineage: Eukaryota; Fungi; Glomeromycota; Glomeromycetes; Entrophosporales; Entrophosporaceae. The record is from the annotation of a GenBank genome assembly.